Molecule: messenger RNA, 1278 nt
Organism: Drosophila navojoa
Lineage: Eukaryota; Metazoa; Arthropoda; Insecta; Diptera; Drosophilidae
Product: aquaporin AQPAn.G
Biological process (GO): transmembrane transport
Cellular component (GO): plasma membrane
Molecular function (GO): channel activity
Source: RefSeq, a predicted model, not a curated record
CUGUAGCUGGGCAAACCAAAAGCAAAAUUCGCAUGCGUCGCAACAGCGCUAAGCCGGCCGUGCAUGCAGAUUCAAAAUAAAAUACUUAAAUAAAUAAAUUAAUAACAAAAUAAAAUACAAAAUAAAACUGAUACAAGUAUAAAUAUAAUUUGCGAACAACAUUGAGACUAGCAACGAGACCAAAGCCGCAUAAAAGAAAAAUAUAUCAAGAAGUGAACAAAAGGUUCCUCGUCGCGUCUGCAAUAUUUUGCAUAAGAAACCAAUUUGCAUAACAAGUGUCGCGAGUGUGUGUGUGCGUGUGUCUAUGAAAGAAGGGCUAAAGUGCGUAUAAAAAUAUAAUAGUGUAAUCAUGUCACAACAAGAGCAACAACAACAACAACAAAGGCAGCCAACAGUGCCUUCAAUUACUGCUUUGUUCAAUCAGCAAAUGCAUCGAGGGGAGCAGCAAUCGAAUUGCAAAUUGCAGCCGAACGAGAAGAAAAUAAUGAAAAGGAAUGAAGCGCUCCAACAUGUUGCCAGAUUCUUUGGCGAGUUUUUCGGCACAGCCAUCCUGGUUUACGUCGGCUGCUUGGGCUGCGCCCAUUCAUCGUCGAUCAGUAACUCUGCGUUCCAGAACUCAUUCGCGUUCGGCCUCGCCGUGCUCAUCGCCAUCCAGUCCUUUGGCUGUGUGUCGGGCGCCCACAUCAAUCCCACCGUGACGCUGGCCAGCUUGGUGUACGAGCAGAUAACGUGGUUCAUGGCCAUUUACUAUGUUGUGGCCCAGAUACUUGGCGGCCUCAUUGGCUACGGCCUGCUGGUUGCAUCGCUGCCCAAAGAAAUGAUGACCAACGAGCUGACCCCUAGGGGUGCUUGUGUGACCUUCGUGUCCGACAAGUUACCCUUUUGGCAGGGCUUCAUCAUUGAGUUCCUCAUCACGGCUGUUCUGAUCUGUGUGUGCUGCGGUAUUUGGGAUCAACGCAAUGCGGAGCUAAAGGAUUCAAUACCAAUUCGCUUUGGCCUCACAAUUGCCUGCAUAGCCCUAGCUGGGUCACAGUACACUGGCGCCAGCAUGAAUCCGGCUCGUUCGCUUGCUCCAGCUGUGUGGAAUAAUUACUGGGAACAUCAUUGGAUAUACUGGGUCGCUCCCUUGGUAUCGUCGUUAAUCACCUCAGUAGCUUACAAGUACAGCUUUAGAAGUAAGCCAGAAAGCGAAGGCAAAGUGAAUACUUCGCAGCCGUAGUUAGCCUUGGUCUGUGCAUAUAUCCCAAAAUGUCACUGGGCAUAUAUAUUUACAUAGGU